ACGUUAAUUCCACGCAUUAUGGUACUGCAUUAAGGUGAAACACUUCGCCGAAAAAAUCAUAAUGGCAUUAUUGUUUGCCAAAAAUCAUAACUGCUUACUGAAAGUGUGUAUUGCAAAUCGAUCAGUGUUUGCGACAGCCGCUGGAACUUUGAAUGUCAGGGGUUUGGCAGAACUCACCAAGCUGACAAACAAAACGGUUUCUCACCUUGGGCAUUCGACUCGUGUAUUCCAAAAGCAUUUAUUGUUGUUUCCAAGAUGUCUCUUUCAAACCGACAGUAGCGUCAUUCGGGGACUGAAAUUACACAGACUGUUCAGUACAGGAAACGAACUUUACCGUCAAACACCUCAAAUUAAGAGCAAAGGGAAGGAGUUCAAAAACUUAUUUGAUUUGGAUACAAAUGUUAAAAAGGAUGUACUUCUGUUUAGUUGCUAUAAAGCAGAUCCUAUUUACACGUUUUUCUCCUGGUUUGGUUUGAUAUUUUUGGGUAUAGCCGCUGGUAUAGCAAAUUUUUCAUGGACGCUAUUUGGUGCCCUCCCUGUUGAAACUGAAGAGGAAAAGGAAAAACCAUGGUCCCAGAGAUUAUCCUUACGAAACAAAAUAAUGAGAUACGCCUUUGUGGCGGUGAUGGUUAUAGUAGGUUUAUUGGUGGCUGGAUUGGGCUUCAUGGUUCCAUCCAGAACAGUUCGAGAGAUCCAUUUGGUGGCUGGAGGGAAGAAGGGUCGGAUCGUAACAUUUGGACCUUUUGGGAGAAACAUCAAAAUAGAGCGUCCCCUAAAAGAAAUCGUCCCCUUGCAUAGCCGUACUGAGCACAAGACCGACUUGAAUAUGAAAAUUAUAGGCUACACAGGUUUCUUUACAUUAGACACAGGCAGAGGAAUUUUCCAUGAGGAGAAAUUAUAUGACUUCACAGUGGGUUCUAAGAAUGCAUAAUGAGAAAAAAAUUGAAUGUUGACUUGUGCACAUGAAAUGUUUAAGAAACAUUUUUACCAUUUAAACAUCUGAGUAGCAUAUGUGAGAACAAAAAUCAGUCGAAACUCACCAAAUUAUAUUUGAAUCAGAAGUGUAUAAUUACGGAAAUUAUCCACUAGCUCAAGGGCUACUACGUAUACAGUAACAGUAUGUAGCCUUUUUUAGCCACCUGGCCCGAAGCACCUACUGUGAGCUUAGGGGGUCCAUCCUACAUGAACCUUUUCCUUCUAAAUGUUAGCAUGCAUGUAGUAUGGCACAAAAGGUCCAUGAACCAUAAUUGGACCCACACUGAAACCGGACCUAGCUCUGACUAUACCUAACUUCCAUUACAGGUGAUUUUGUGUAACAGGAUUAGGGCUCAUUCGGUACCAAGUUUAUGAACUGCAAAAAGUGUUGAUGUAUUGUAAUAUGCAUGUAAUCUACAUUUACACUGUCAAUCAUUUCAAAUGUCCUCCAUAUGCAGAAACUUCAACUGUGCAUCUGUAAAAGAGUUAAAGCAAAUAUCCUUUGCUUGAAGAGGGCAGAAAAUACAUUGUAUUCACACAGAUAAUCAGUUAUUUGAGUAUACACUCGAGUAAUGAAUUAAUAAAUAACAUGUUGCUUGUUUGCCUUUAAAAAAAUAAAGCAAAUGUCUCUACUUGCAAAGGGCAGGUAUACAUAACGUUCAAACCCUGUACAGAAAUUGAGACAUUUGUGUUGCACAAUAAAAUGAUUGUAUU
Molecule: messenger RNA, 1689 nt
Organism: Mizuhopecten yessoensis (Yesso scallop)
Lineage: Eukaryota; Metazoa; Mollusca; Bivalvia; Pectinida; Pectinidae
Product: transmembrane protein 223-like
Exons: 2
Coding region: 62-931 (289 amino acids)
Cellular component (GO): mitochondrion
Source: RefSeq, a predicted model, not a curated record